Messenger RNA from Aspergillus alliaceus, 1980 nucleotides. Its product is annotated as DNA repair protein RAD50. Gene Ontology annotation, biological process: transmembrane transport. The record is from RefSeq and is a predicted model, not a curated record. NCBI's taxonomy places the organism in Eukaryota, Fungi, Ascomycota, Eurotiomycetes, Eurotiales, Aspergillaceae. Gene Ontology annotation, molecular function: transmembrane transporter activity. The transcript has 2 exons. Bases 1 to 1644 code for a protein of 547 amino acids.
AUGCCAAGCGACGCUUCAGAUUCUUCAAUCCCGACUUCAGCUAAGUUAAAGAGCAAAGGAUGGCGAUUCUGGGCUAUCUACCUCUCUCUAAGUGUGUCCAUUCUUCUGGCAGCCGUUGAGUCCACCGUGACAUCCAUCGCGCUGCCCUUCAUUUCCGACCAACUACAGGCGGGCGAAGACUUUGUAUGGUUUGUUAAUUCCUUCUUCCUCACUAGUGCCUGCUUCCAGCCCCUGUUUGGACAGUGUGCGAACCUUUUUGGCCGGCGAUGGUUGAUGAUUGGUGCCGUGGCCAUCUUUGUGCUGGGCAGUGGCAUCAGCGGCGGUGCCACAAAUUCCAACAUGAUGAUUGCUGGCCGCGCCAUCCAAGGCAUCGGCGGCGGCGGAAUCAACGUAAUGAUAGAUAUGAUUGUCAGCGACCUAGUCCCGCUGCGCGAGAGAGGAAACUUCAUGGGCCUGAUAUUCGCCAUCUUCUCCAUCGGCACCUCCCUCGGGCCUUUCAUCGGCGGAGCAAUCGUACAAUACAGCUCCUGGAGAUGGGUAUUUUACAUCAACUUACCCAUCGGCGGCGCAGCGCUAGUCUGCCUCUUCCUAUUUCUACACGUGAACUACCAGCGCGAGCCCUGGCAAAACAAAAUCAAACGUGUCGACUACACAGGAAACGCCCUGCUAAUGACAUCCAUCGUGGUCAUCCUCCUAGCCCUCACCUGGGGCGGCACAACCUACCCCUGGUCAAACUGGCGCAUCAUCAUAUGUCUCGUUCUCGGCUUCAUCGGCAUGAUCACCUUCCACGUCUACGAAGCAAGCCCCUACUGCCGCGAGCCCAUGAUGCCCCCGCACCUCUUCACCAACCGCACCACCGCCACAGCAAUGGUCCUAGCCUUUCUCCACAUGAUGCUCACCUUCUGGGUCGUCUACUUCAUGCCCGUAUACUUCCAAUCCGUCAAACUGUCCAGCUCGGCUCGCGCAGGCGUGCAGUUUCUCCCCAGCGUCAUCCUAGCCGUUCCAACAGCCGUCCUCGCAGGCAUGGCGCUGACAAAAUGGGGCCGCUACAGACCCAUCCACGCCGUCGGCAUGGCGCUCGUCACGCUGGGCCUAGGCCUAUUCACCCUCCUCGGCGCUGCAUCCAGCGCGGCCGAGUGGAUCGUUUUCCAAAUCCUCACGGCCAUCGGCCUCGGGUGUCUAUUGACCACGACCCUGGCAGCGGUGCAGGCCGAUCUGGCCGAGAAAGAUGUCGGCCUGGCCACGGCAACCUGGGCGUUUAUGCGCAGCUACGGUGCCAUCUGGGGGAUAUCUAUUCCGGCUGCCGUGUUCAACACACAGUUCGGGAAAUUGUCGGCGCGCAUUGAGGACCCGGCCGUGGCGGCUCAGCUGGCGCGGGGGCAGGCUUAUUCGCAUGUUUCGGCGGCUUUUAUUAAGGCGUUGGAGCCCCGGGUAAGGGGGGAGGUUGUUGGUGUGUACUCUGAUGCUUUGCUGCUGGUGUGGCAGGUGUCGAUUGCUUUUGCGGGGAUGGGGUUUCUUCUUGUGUGGUUUCAGAAGGAGAUCAAGUUGCGGACUGACCUGGAGACGGAAUAUGGGCUGGCGGAUCCUAAGCAGAAGAAGGAGAGGAAGCGGGGGGAGAGUAAUGGGGAAGUGGUAGCGGUAUAGCUUGUUUCUUUUGAGGUUUUUGCUGGCCUUGUAGAGUGUGUAAGUGGAUGUUUUGGUCCCAUACAGCACUCAUUGCUAAUGUUAAGGACUACUGAAAAUAAGAAGUGAUAGGACCGACAAACAAGAUUAAUACAGGCUAGCUAGAGCUGGUAUAUGUAUAUGGUAGGUUUGUACUGAAGACAGAAGACUAGACUCAAGCCUGAGUUGUUUGUUCGCAAAAGCACGCUUCACGUCCUGUAAUUAUGAAAGAUAUGGAAAUAGUAUGUCUUAGUAUGUCUCCUUUAGGUUUUUUUUUCCCCAUCUGAAGCAGCCACAGUCAUAUUUUUACAAUGGUCU